CUUCAUUUACGAUUUGGCAGGGGUGCGAGUUCAGUGGCGAUCCCUUCACUUCACCUAACAAUGCAUUGCUUCAUUAGAUGGUUAUGCCUGUCCACAGUCUUUCUAUCAGGGCAGAUGAAUUUUACCGUAUAUCAACACCCGGAAUCUAUCACCGUGUCCGCAGGGUCUAACAUCACACUGAGAUGUUUCUUCACUGCACCGGAAUUUGCAAACUUGACCCAAGUGAGAUGGUAUAAAAUACUAAACCAGAGCGAGAAUUUCCAAGUCAUCGAAGAAUCUAAAUUAAAGUCAGUACUUGCUAAUCGCUUUUACUUCAGUAAUGAAUCUUCAAAUUCUCUGCAACUGUACCUGGCGCUUGUUGGUUCUGCUGAUAGCGGCACAUAUAUUUGUGAAGUAACGAGAUGGAUACCGAGUCCACUUAUAAGAAGGUCAGGGAACGGUACAGCUGUCACGGUGACAGAUGAAGACCCUGUAGAUAUCGGUUCCAGGAGCUUUUUGACCGAAGUUCUGCUGUACGGCGCACUAAGUUCAGUGCCGCUGAUCGUCGUGGCACUAAUUCUGAGGUGCAAAAGAGCAAAGAAAAGGGGUAAGAACUUAAAUCCGAAUUCCGACUUGCAGGAAGAGAAUUCUAUUCUGAAUAAAACGGAGGAGCCUUCAGUAAUCAACGUUUGUUAUGCAGAGGUGGCAUUUUUGAAAAAGACCCGCCGGGAAGAAAAUACCAGCACACAUAACAAGAUAGUUCCGGGAGGACUACAGCCAGAGGUAGCAGUGACCAGCGUGAAGAAGUCCGAGGAGCGGCCAGAGAUUGUAUAUUCUUUAAUCACACAGUGUAAACGUUAAUAUGCAAUUAAACUAUCUUU
Polypterus senegalus (gray bichir) is the source of this 860-nucleotide messenger RNA. RefSeq lists its product as uncharacterized. The record is from RefSeq and is a predicted model, not a curated record. NCBI's taxonomy places the organism in Eukaryota, Metazoa, Chordata, Cladistia, Polypteriformes, Polypteridae. The transcript has 6 exons. Gene Ontology annotation, biological process: immune response-activating cell surface receptor signaling pathway; positive regulation of natural killer cell mediated cytotoxicity. Bases 61 to 840 code for a protein of 259 amino acids.